Messenger RNA from Salvia hispanica, 750 nucleotides. NCBI's taxonomy places the organism in Eukaryota, Viridiplantae, Streptophyta, Magnoliopsida, Lamiales, Lamiaceae. The record is from RefSeq and is a predicted model, not a curated record.
UUGAGGAAAGUCCCUCUCUUUCCUUCAACGCUUCUCCUCUCCUCUCCCAUCGGACUUUUGCCGACCACCGAGCUGUCGCCGGAUCUCGCCGGUGCGAAGACUCCAGCGGCAUGGCUCCAGAGGCAGCAAGAACUGCACGGGAUUCUCUGGACUUGGCGUUUCACAUGUCUAACAUCCUCGAAACUGGUUUGGACCGCCACACGCUUUCGAUUCUGAUAGCUCUUUGUGAAAUGGGUAUAAAUCCAGAAUCUUUGGCAGCCGUGGUUAAGGAGCUUUGUAGAGAAUCGACGGCUCCUUAACGAGAUAGAUAGAAUCAGCCCUUCCACUCGUAGAGAUUGGCCAAAGGAGGAGAAUUUGCUUCUCUUUAGGCAAGAAGAAUGCUCAGACCGGUGGAAAAGUGGUUCUGGACAAUUGCCCACACUUCGUCAUACUUGAAAUGCUUUUGUUCCGCAGUUUAAAGAGCAUGCAUUACCUAUUGGCAAAUAUCAUCUCAACCAUGGCUCUUGGGUCUUAAAUCCAUCUCACAUCUGCUACUUUUACAUAUGUUGAAGAACUUUUUCCAGUAAACAAGAUCCACAGUUUUUCAAAGUGAAAAAUGAAUGUAUAUAACUAUAGUUAUGACAUGUGCAAAACUUAACCAGUUCUGAUAGAGGCAACCUUGUUAUAGUUCUUGUUGCUACUAAAUUUUCUAUAAAGUUUGUCCAGUUUACUUGACAAUUAGUACUUUAGUAGUAAUUUCAUGUGUAUAAU